AUGGACCCUCGCUCGGAUCCCAGCACUAUAUGGUCUUAUCUGAAGGAGGGCCUGGACGACAUCAUGUCAGGUGUUGACAUGUCCUUCCAGAAGAACAUGUCUCUAUACUCGACUGCAUACAAUUAUUGCUUGGCAUCAAGGGUUGUACCCGAUGUUUCUCAAGGUGUUCUCUCAGAGGAUCAACCGCAGAAUAAAGUGCGCACAUUUUUGGACUUAUACCAUCGAUUGAGCACGUAUUAUGGUAACUACGUAUCAGAGUUGAGAAACCAAUCCGAUGCCCUACAAGGAGAAGAAUUGUUACAAUAUUAUGUCGCACAAUGGAGCAACUAUACAUCUCGUAUCCCCCGUGUCAAUAACAUUUUCUCAAAAUUGAAUCAACUGGUCAAACCAGACAUGGACGCAAAAAGGCGGCGAAUGAAAAACGCUCACAAGUCUGACAUAGUGCCCGAAGAGUCGAGGGAAUCUUUCUACCCGAUUAACUUGCUUGCGCUGGUACAGUGGAAGUCACAUUUUCUCAUACCUCAACAACAGCAGUUAAUCCCAACCCUCCUCCAUCUCAUCGAGGUCGAUAGAGAAAGCGGACAGGUCGAUAAUGGCCUUAUCAAGAAGGUCAUCGACUCAAUGACAACUGUUGGGAUCAAUCAAAAGGAUUCUAGCAAGACUGACCUCGACGUUUACACGGAAUUAUUUGAGGUUCCUUUCCUAGAAGCUACAGAGCAAUACUACGCACGAAAAUCUGAUGUUGUACGAAAGGAACGCAGUGACGCAGAGUAUCUCAAAUGGGUAGAGGAACGGCUUCGUGACGAGGAAAAACGGGUGGAACAAUAUCUGAAUACGGAAACUCGCGAGCCCCUCAUCGAAACAUGCGAGCUGAUCCUCAGCGUGAAGGGCUCCGCAUAG
This is a messenger RNA of Serpula lacrymans var. lacrymans S7.9, 900 nucleotides long. RefSeq lists its product as uncharacterized. The transcript is spliced from 4 exons. Gene Ontology annotation, biological process: SCF-dependent proteasomal ubiquitin-dependent protein catabolic process; protein ubiquitination. Bases 1 to 900 code for a protein of 299 amino acids. Lineage: Eukaryota; Fungi; Basidiomycota; Agaricomycetes; Boletales; Serpulaceae. Gene Ontology annotation, cellular component: SCF ubiquitin ligase complex. Gene Ontology annotation, molecular function: ubiquitin protein ligase binding. The record is from RefSeq and is a predicted model, not a curated record.